Messenger RNA from Macrosiphum euphorbiae (potato aphid), 411 nucleotides. NCBI's taxonomy places the organism in Eukaryota, Metazoa, Arthropoda, Insecta, Hemiptera, Aphididae. The record is from the annotation of a GenBank genome assembly.
AUGAUAAAAAGAGAGAGGACGAGAGAGCCAGAAGCAGCCAGAAUGAUAAAAUUAAUAUACGAAAAAAAAUACACCAACGUUCGAGACGUCGACGAAAUAAAAAUAAUCGUAAAAGAAUUGGCCGUAAAAUUCGGUGUAAUUCAUACUCACGAGAAGACGAAGAAAACGACAACGACGGACUGGCACACGCCGGUGGCAAAGCAAUCCAACGACGGCUGUUCAAGAAGUCUUGGUGGACCAAAAGAGGAUACAAAAUACGACGGCAACAAAAAUGGACGGUCGACCAACUGUGAUGACGUUCGCUGUGCGUAUAUCGCACGGACUACGGAUGUAUCGCGCACGAGGAGUAUCGCUCACAAAAUGGAAGGUGAACGGGAAAAACGUCGCCGUCGAAUGGGAAAUGCGGAGUAG